Molecule: messenger RNA, 4653 nt
Organism: Sporothrix schenckii 1099-18
Lineage: Eukaryota; Fungi; Ascomycota; Sordariomycetes; Ophiostomatales; Ophiostomataceae
Exons: 1
Coding region: 1-4653 (1550 amino acids)
Biological process (GO): transmembrane transport
Cellular component (GO): membrane
Molecular function (GO): ATP binding; ATP hydrolysis activity; ABC-type transporter activity
Source: RefSeq, a predicted model, not a curated record
AUGGGCGACUCCGAAUAUGAAAACGAAAAGGAGCACGAGCGCGAGGUCGCCGAUGUCGCCAAUGUCCCCGACCCCAUCAGCAGUUCCGUCGCCGCCGCUGCCGCCAACAAAAGCGAUGAGGAUGUUAUAAGCGAAAAGGACGUUGCCAUGGGCGCCAUGGACCAGGACUCCGACCUCGACGAUGACGACGACGACGGCCAGGUGGGCCGCGCCCAGCAGAGCCAGCAGGAGGAGAUGCACCGCGUCCGCAGUACGGCUACCGAUGCCAGCGCCACCAGCGCCGCCACCUCGGCUGCUGCUUCCGCACUCCCGCCAAAGCGGUCGUUCAUGCACAAAAUCAACCCCUUGCGCUGGGGCAAGGUCCCCGCCGUCCCCGACGAGCGCACCGUGUGCCCGGAAGACAAGGCCAAUUUCUUCAGCAAGCUCAUCUUCCACUGGCAGGGCCCUCUCAUGCGCACCGGCUACUCCCGCCCCCUCGAGCUCAACGACAUCUGGCUCGUCAACCCCAACCGCGCCGUCGAGCCCAUGACCGACCGCGUCCGCGCCUCCUUCAAGCGUCGCGUCGCCCGCGGCGACAAGUACCCCCUCCUCUGGGCCAUGCACGAGGCCUACUUCUUCGAGUUUUGGCUGGGCGGCAUGUGCCAGCUCUCGUCCUCCAUCUUCCAGGUCAUGUCGCCCUUUACCCUGCGCUUCUUGAUCCAGUUCGCCACCGAUGCGUACAACGCCAGCAACAAUGGCGGCCCCGCGCCCCACAUCGGCCGCGGCCUCGGCCUCGUCUUUGGCGUCACCAUCAUGCAGAUGCUCCAGAGCCUGGGCACAAACCACUUCAUCUUCCGCGGCAUGAUGAUCGGUGGCCAGGUUCGCGCCACGCUCAUCAACCUCAUCUAUGAAAAGAGCAUGGUUGUGUCGGGCCGCGCCAAGGCUGGCGGCCGCGCGCGCCCUGACGACCCUGCUGACGCAUCCAAAGAUGCCAGCGGCAAGGAUGCGAGCGACGGCGAUGACAAGUCGGACAAGGAAAAGGCUAAGCGCAUGAACAUUGAUGCUGCUGCUGCUGCCGCCGCCGCCGCCAAGUCGGGUGCUCUGGUGGCCGGCGACGGUAUCGGAUGGGGCAAUGGUCGCAUUGUCAACCUGAUGAGCGUCGACACCUACCGCAUCGACCAGGCCUGCGGUCUCUUCCACAUCAUUUGGUGUGCCCCCAUCUCUUGCUUGGUCACCCUUGUUCUCCUGCUCGUCAACUUGACCUAUGCCGCCCUUGCGGGCUUUGGUCUGCUCGUCGUUGGCAUUCCGGUGCUCACCCGGGCCAUCAAGAGCCUCUUCAAACGCCGCAAGCUCAUCAACCGCGUGACGGACCAGCGCGUCUCUCUUACGCAGGAAAUCUUGCAGUCCGUGCGCUUUGUCAAGUACUUUGGCUGGGAGAGCUCGUUCUUGGCCCGUCUUGAGGAGUACCGCGCCAACGAGAUUUCCAUGAUCCAGGUCCUGCUGUCCAUCCGCAAUGCCAUCAUGGCCAUCAGCCUGUCCCUGCCCAUUUUCGCCUCCAUGCUGUCGUUCAUCGCCUUCUCCCUGUCGCACCACAAUCUCGCGCCCGCCAAGGUCUUCUCGUCUCUGGCCCUGUUCAAUGGCCUGCGUAUGCCGCUCAACCUCUUGCCCCUAGUCAUUGGCCAGGUCACCGAUGCCUGGACGUCCGUGAAGCGGAUCCAGGAGUUUUUGCUGGCCGAGGAGCAGGAGGAGGACGUCGAGUGGAAGCCCGAAGGCGUCCAUGCUGUCGAGAUGCACGAUGCCUGCUUUACCUGGGAGAGAACCCCUACGCAGGAGACCGAUGACGGGGCGGGCAGCAAGAAGCCAGGAGCAGCCCCCUCGAAGAAGGGUCAGAAGAAAAAAGAGGCGACCGCCAAGGCGGCCCGGCCGGCUUCGUCGGAUGGGAGCGCUGGUGACACUGCCAGCACGCUUGUCGAGGAGCUCGAGCCAUUCAAGCUCAACGACUUAAACUUUAGCAUCGGCCGCAACGAAUUGGUCGCUGUCAUCGGCUCCGUCGGCAGCGGAAAGAGUUCUCUGUUGGCGGCGCUUGCCGGUGAUAUGCGCAAAACCAGUGGCGAGGUUGUCCUGGGCGCGUCCCGCGCCUUCUGUCCGCAGUACGCAUGGAUUCAGAACGCCACCCUCCGUAAGAACAUCUUGUUCGGCAAGGAGUACAGCGACAAGUGGUACAAAGAUGUUAUCAAAGCGUGUGCCCUGCAGCCCGAUUUGGACAUGCUGCCGGCUGGCGACGCGACCGAGAUUGGUGAGCGCGGCAUCACCAUCUCCGGCGGCCAGAAGCAGCGCCUGAACAUUGCGCGUGCCAUCUACUUUGACGCCGACAUCGUGCUGAUGGACGAUCCCCUGAGUGCUGUCGAUGCUCACGUUGGCCGCCACAUCUUUGACCAUGCCAUCCUUGGUUUGCUCAAGGACAAGUGCCGUAUUCUGGCCACCCACCAGCUCUGGGUGCUGAACCGCUGCGACCGUAUCAUCUGGAUGGAGGCCGGCAAGAUCCAGGCUGUCGACACGUUUGACAACCUGAUGCGUGACCACGAGGGCUUCCAGCAGCUGAUGGAGUCGACGUCGGUCGAGGAGGAGCAGGAGGCGAGCGCGCCCGCGCCCGCGUCUGCGGAUGCCGAGGGCAAAAAGAAGAAGAAGAAGAAGGGCAAGACCCUGAUGCAGAGCGAAGAGCGCGCCGUCGCAAGUGUUCCAUGGUCCACCAUCGCCGACUACAUUCGGUCGUCAGGCUCCAUUUUGAACGGCCCCUUGGUUGUCUUUUUGCUCAUCCUCUCACAGGGCUCCAACAUUGUGACGUCUCUGUGGCUCUCGUACUGGACGUCGGAUAAAUUCGGCUUCACGACGGGCGUGUACAUUGGCGUGUAUGCUGCUCUCGGUGCGGUCCAGGCCUUGCUUACUUUCAGCUUCAUGGUGUCCUUGUCCAUCUUUGGCACCAGCUCGUCCAAGGUCAUGCUGCGUCGCGCCAUUGGGCGUGUGCUGCGUGCGCCCAUGUCCUUCUUCGACACGACCCCCCUUGGUCGUAUCACCAACCGGUUCAGUCGCGAUGUGGACGUCAUGGACAACUCGCUGAGCGACGCCAUGCGCAUGUACUUCUUCAGCGUGGGCAGCAUCGUCUCAGUUUUCGCCCUCAUCAUCGCCUUCUUCCACUACUUUGCCAUUGCCCUUGGCCCGCUCUUCCUCAUCUUCCUCUUCGCCACGUCCUUCUACCGGUCGUCGGCGCGCGAGGUGAAGCGUUUCGAGUCGGUGCUUCGGUCGACCGUCUUUGCCAAGUUUGGCGAGGGCCUCAGCGGCGUGGCCUGCAUUCGGGCCUACGGCCUGCGGGAGCAUUUCAUGGCAGACCUGCGCAACGCCAUUGACAACAUGAACUCGGCAUAUUACCUGACAUUCAGCAACCAGCGCUGGCUGUCUGUGCGUCUCGACAUGAUUGGCAACCUGCUUGUGUUCACAACCGGGAUCCUCGUCGUGACGUCGCGCUUCAACGUCUCGCCGUCCAUUGGCGGCCUUGUGUUGUCGUACAUCCUGGCCAUUGUGCAGAUGAUCCAGUUCACGGUGCGUCAGCUCGCCGAGGUGGAGAAUGGUAUGAACGCCGUCGAGCGCCUGCAGUACUACGGCCAGCAGCUGGAGGAAGAAGCACCGCUGCACACGGUUGACGUGCGCCAGAGCUGGCCGGAGAAGGGUGAGAUUGUCUUUGACAACGUGGAGAUGCGCUACCGUGAGGGUCUUCCGCUCGUGCUGCGCGGCCUCAGCAUCCACGUGCAGGGCGGCGAGCGUAUCGGGAUUGUCGGCCGGACCGGUGCUGGCAAGUCCAGCAUCAUGUCGACGCUGUUCCGUCUUGUCGAGAUUAGCGGCGGCCGCAUCAGCAUCGAUGGCAUUGACAUUGCGACCAUUGGUCUCCACGAUUUGCGCUCGCGCCUCGCAAUUAUUCCCCAGGAUCCCACACUCUUCCGCGGCACGGUCCGCAGCAAUUUGGAUCCAUUCAAUGAGCACAACGACUUGGAGUUGUGGUCGGCGCUCCGCCAAGCCGAUCUGGUCACGGACGAGGCCGAGCAGCAGGCCAUGUCCGGAGCCGCCAGUGGUGGCGCCAGUGGCAGCGGGAGUGGCAGUGGUAGUGGUAGUGGCAACAAGACUGGCGCUGUGAGCAGUUCUGUUGUGCCGGAGACCCAUUCACCAGCGACGGCUGGUCGUGAAGCGACGCGCAUCGGCUUGGACAGCGUUGUAGAGGAAGACGGCUUGAACUUCUCGUUGGGCCAGCGCCAGCUUAUGGCCCUGGCACGUGCACUGGUGCGUGGCAGCCAGAUUAUCGUGUGCGACGAGGCCACGUCGUCGGUGGACAUGGAGACGGACGACAAGAUCCAGGCGACCAUCGCCUCGGGCUUCCGUGGCAAGACGCUGCUGUGCAUUGCGCAUCGUCUGCGGACCAUUAUUGGUUACGACCGCAUCUGUGUCAUGGACCAGGGCGCCAUUGCCGAGCUGGACAACCCGAUGGUGCUGUACCAGAACGAGAACGGCAUCUUUCGUGGCAUGUGCGACCGGAGCGGCAUUCGUGCGGACGACAUCAGCGCUGCCCAGGACAAGCUGGAGAGCUAUGUCGCCAGCCAGGCGGGCAAGGAGAAGGUGCAGUUGUAG